UCGAAAUGCACCAAAGUGCGAAAAAUAAUUUACAGUAAUAAAGCGCGCAAGAAAAGUGCAGCCUAAUCCACCACUGCGUUUCUAUAGAAUUUAACUAGCUGGCACUUGCAGAAUACAAUUCACAAAGAAAAGAUAUCUAAAGAAGAUAAAAGUCGUUAGAGAAAAAUACGACGAAAAUAGCUUCUAAAAAUUGAAAAGAAAGGAAGUACGUAGAGUUUGGACGAGGCUUUCGCUAGACAAAUUGAAAAAUCAUUGAAGUAAAAUACACGAACAUUCCGAUGGACGGGCUUCAAUCAAGUUUAAAAAACAUUAAUUUGUACGACAUCAAAGCAGCUGUUAGGAAAGCGCAAAAUGUGGUGAUGAAUUAUACUUCGACAGAAGCUAAAGUGCGUGAAGCCACGAACAAUGAACCCUGGGGUGCAAGUACGUCUUUGAUGAUGGAAAUUGCCCAAGGAACACAUAACUAUUCGCAACUAAAUGAGAUUAUGCCAAUGGUUUACCGUAGGUUCACCGAAAAGACAGCCGAAGAAUGGCGUCAAAUUUACAAAGCUCUGCAGUUGCUGGAAUUUUUGGUAAAAAACGGUUCCGAAAGAGUUAUCGACGAUGCACGUGCUCAUCAAGCAACUAUUAAGAUGUUGCGUAACUUUCAUUACAUUGACCGUUACCAAAGAGACCAAGGAUUGAACGUGAGAACUAGAGCAAAAGAAUUAGUUGAACUUCUUAAUGACAAUGAUCGUAUACGCCAGGAGAGAAGAAAGGCCCGACAAACUCGAGGUAAAUACUUUGGCGUAGGUAGCGACGGUGAUGCAAGAGUGUCUUCUGGAUCUCGCCCAAGGUACUCAGGUUUCGGAAGUUCUCCUCAUGCUACUGGUUUUAGAAAUAAUCGCGUUUAUGGGGAUGGUGGUGGCUUUUCAGAUGUUGGCAGUGGCUCUGGUUUCCAUGACUCAUCUUCCUAUAGUGAUACUCAUGAUCAUUCUGAGUACGACGAAUAUAAUGAGAACUACGAUAGUGCUGGUCCUAGUGCUCGCACGUCUAGAUUAUCUGCACGUACUACAAGAAAUUCCCAACCCACUGCUGCUCCAGUUUCUUCUCCACCCAAACAAGAGCAACAAUCUGCUGUGGCUGACCUUCUUGGACUUGAAGAGCCCGCCACUCCUGCACCUACUUCUUCAACUAUACCCACUUAUGCUAAUACCGUUGAGGAUGAUGAUGGAUUUGGUGAUUUUCAAACUUCCUCCGCUGCUCCAACCGCCGCCGCAACUUCCGCUAACGAUGACGAUGAUGCAUUUGACGAUUUUCAGAGUGCACCCUCUGCUGUUCCCCCAUCUGGUGGAAUUGGAAAUAUGGCUUCUUUCAGCUCUUUCGCUUCGUCUUCAGCCAGUCCCUCCCUUGGAAACGUUGCUUCUUUAAACGUUAAUACUCCUACCGCCGUUAGUCUAUCACCUCAAAAUUAUACCUCCGCUACUCAAACUACUCAUUCCGCUAAAGCCGUUAAAGGUUCCGGCUCUGGAAGCGAUGCUUUUGGUAGUCUUUGGAGUUCGGCAGUAACCAAAGUGAAGCAUGAUGAUCAUUCGAAGACGGGUUCAAACUCACCAUCGGUUCCUCCUGUCUCUACAUCAUCAAAUCCACCUACCUCCGAUCUUCUUUCUAGUGAUGACAAUAAUCUCCUUUUGUGAGUCUCCAGCUAAUUAGUGAGCCCAAUGAACUUGUAGUAAGUUAGAGGAAAGACUCCUGUUUGAGCCGUGCUGGAUUGAGCUACAUAACUGCAUAACCGACUUAAUAUAACAAUACCUUGUUCCUUUAGAGUUCAUGAAUACUAAUCCACUGAUUACAAUUUGUCUUUUCUUUCGAUAGAAUUAUGAAGCUUGCUACUCUUUUCUUUCCUUUCUUCAUUAAGUCGUUUUUGUUAUUUAUAAUAUGAACUAAAUUAAAUGCUACAUUCCUGUUCACGAUUGCUAUAAGUUGCCUGAUAUUAAUGCAUAAACUUUGAAGAGGGUCUGGAUAAUCCCAACCCUGGAUCUUUAUUGUUCAAUUAUCCCCACAGUGAAAACUAAUAUCGAUGUUUCUCGAAGCGUACCAUAUGUAAAGCAAUUUGUAUAUUUUUUGCAGGAUAUCCUGAAUAUUUAGAUGUCAAUAUAUACUACGAUAAUAAAUUUGUUAUAACUUAGUAACGAGAGGUGUUUGG
Molecule: messenger RNA, 2185 nt
Organism: Schizosaccharomyces octosporus yFS286
Lineage: Eukaryota; Fungi; Ascomycota; Schizosaccharomycetes; Schizosaccharomycetales; Schizosaccharomycetaceae
Product: ENTH/VHS domain-containing protein Ent3
Exons: 1
Coding region: 279-1676 (465 amino acids)
Biological process (GO): Golgi to endosome transport; endocytosis
Cellular component (GO): endosome; plasma membrane; clathrin vesicle coat
Molecular function (GO): phospholipid binding; clathrin binding
Source: RefSeq, a predicted model, not a curated record